AGUGUUCAAACAUGAACUCAACGUACGAUCGAGAAACCAAAGUAUGGAGUGGUCCACAUCAACCUCCGAUCCUGAACCCGGAAGCAAGCUUCGGCCAGACGUUGUUCGCCAUGAUGGGCCUCAACCCGGACAGGGUGAUCCAGAUCGACGUUGACACGGGAAGGUCGAUGACCUGCGGUGAAAUGCGACUGCGGGCAAUCCGUGCCGCGCAGAAUCUGACGGCGUUGGGACUUGGCCAAGGUGACAUGGUCUCGAUGGCUUGUGCCAACAGUGAGAAUCUGGUGCCGAUGGUUCUGGGACUGCUCAUCAACGGGAUGCCGUUUAAUCCGUUGGCUCCGGGGUACGGGUUGGAUGAUAUGGCUCACAUGAUGGAGAUUACCCAGCCCAAGUUGGUGUUUUGUGAUGCGGACAACUACGAGUUGACCAUGAAGGCGGUUGAGUUAUCGGUGAAGAUCAAACCAAUGAUUUGUGUGUUUGAGAGUGAUAUGGAAAACGUAAACAAGGCUGAAGAUCUGCUCAAGGAAACGGGGCGUGAACUGAUGUUUUUACCACCUUAUCUCGGAGACUCACGGAAACAGCUUGGAGUUGUGAUUUGCUCAUCAGGGACAACAGGCUUUCCCAAAGGAGUGUGCCUUAACCAUGCUCAACUUAUUGCAAUUACUGCAACUUUGUUAGCGAUCAAGUUUGAGUACAUGUUGAACUUUAGUCCCAUAUACUGGUCAUCUGGAUUAUUUACCAUGCUAACGAGUCUACUUGUCUGUAGUACGAGGUUAGUCACAAGAAGUCCAUUUGAUGCAGAUUUGUGCUUUGACCUGUUGGAAAAGUACCCGGUGGACUUUAUAUACACGCCACCUUCAUACGCAAACAUGCUGAUUGUGCACCCUCGACUAAAGAGCGUAAAUUGGACACACAUAAAGGCGUGGGUCUUUGGAGGUAGUUUCUUGUCUCCUAAGGUUCGAGACGCCAUUGCUGCUAAAUUACCGAAUGGAGUGACGAUGAACUAUUACGGAAAUUCGGAAAUUGGAGGAUUUGCAGGCGACAUCAUGAAGCAGAAACCGCAAUCAGUGGGAAUAUUGCAGACUAAUAUUAAAGCAAAAGUCGUUGAUGAUGAUGGUGAAGUACUUAACAAUGGUGAACAGGGCGAGCUGCUGGUGAAGUUCUGCGAAGACUUCUCCGGAUAUUACAAUAACUCGAAAGCUAGUGCCGAAAGCGUAGACGCUGAUGGUUGGUUCCGGACGGGAGAUAUUGCAUACUUUGACGAGGAGGGAUUCCUAUUCUUGGUUGAUCGUAAGAAGGAUCUGCUUAAAUAUCGUAACUAUCAGAUUGCUCCAGCAGAUUUGGAGGACCUUAUCGGUAAGAUCGAUGGGGUCGCUCAGGUGUGUGUGGUUGGGCUGCCAGAUGAAGAUGAAUCGUCCGAUAAGGUUACAGCGGCUGUAGUUAAGGCCGACGGAAGUAACCUCACUGAGGAAAAAUUGUUGGAAUUUGUACACGGAACAGUGGCGGACUAUAAAAAGCUGAGGGGAGGUGUUUACUUCGUGUCGGAAAUUCCACUUACUUCAACUGGCAAACCACUGAGGAGGAAGCUGAGAAACGAAUUAAUAGAGCGAUUGAAAAUGUAAUCACCAGUUGAUUCGAUAUCGCAAGCACCAAAUAAAUUUUACACAAAUAUUAGUU
Culex quinquefasciatus (southern house mosquito) is the source of this 1674-nucleotide messenger RNA. RefSeq names its product 4-coumarate--CoA ligase 1. Gene Ontology annotation, molecular function: long-chain fatty acid-CoA ligase activity. Bases 12 to 1619 code for a protein of 535 amino acids. The transcript has 2 exons. The record is from RefSeq and is a predicted model, not a curated record. Gene Ontology annotation, biological process: long-chain fatty acid metabolic process; fatty-acyl-CoA biosynthetic process. Lineage: Eukaryota; Metazoa; Arthropoda; Insecta; Diptera; Culicidae.